Messenger RNA from Funneliformis mosseae, 396 nucleotides. The record is from the annotation of a GenBank genome assembly. NCBI's taxonomy places the organism in Eukaryota, Fungi, Glomeromycota, Glomeromycetes, Glomerales, Glomeraceae.
AUUUUAAUGUUAUCAGGAAUCGGCCCAAAAAAUAAUUUGGAAGCAAAUAAUAUCAAAGUUCGUAAAGAAUUACCGGUUGGACGUAAUCUACAGGAUCAUCCGUAUUGUCUCUUUGCUGGCAAAAUUUCUGUUCAAAAUAAUACAAAAGACGUUUUUACAUCUCAUGCUUGGUGUUGUGGCCAUAAACUUGGAAUUUUGUUUAAAGGUAAUUCUGAAGGAAAAAUUCCCAAUCAAAAAGAUUUUCUUGACGAACGUCCCGACAUUCAAACCUACAUAUGCACUCAGAAUGGGUUAAAUACUAUCCUAGUGCAAAAAUUAGAAUUUAUUGCGCUAUCCUCAGUUUUAAAUUUUCCUUCAAGCGUCGGUUACUUGGAAUUAUCUAGUUCUAAUCCAUUU